UGGUCGUUCAAACGCUUCGGUACAAAAACAGCCCGAGAUACACUGUUGUGCGUUAUCGUAACAAAAGCAAGGUUUCAGAGCUAACGUCAUGCGUGCGCGACCCGGAGGGGGUUACAACGUAUGCGGCUGCGGUGGCGAAUCGGACUGGCGACGUCGAGAGCCAUGGAGAAACGAAGCAAUGAGCUGAAUAAGCACAAAGUGAGUAACGAGAGAGCACCGAGCAGAACAGAGUAGCUCGAACGGCGAACGAGAGCGGCUCGCGUCGAUCUACAUUCGUGCUCCAAUAAAUUCCAAGGAGCCACCGUGCGUAGACAUCAGCAGGCGCGAUGAAUCUGUCGUUCGCUGGUUGCGGCUUUCUCGGCAUUUACCACAUCGGUGUCGCUGUCUGCUUCAAGAAGUACGCGCCGCAUUUGCUACUGGACAAGAUAAGCGGAGCCUCAGCUGGAGCCAUCGCUGCUUGUUGCCUACUCUGCGACUUACCUCUCGGAGAGAUGACGAGUAAUCUCUUGCGGUUGGCAAGAGAAGCAAGGCAGCGAGCCCUCGGACCAUUCAGCCCAUCUUUUAACGUACAAGAAAUUCUUUUAGAAAGCUUACAAAAGUUUUUACCAGAUGAUGCCCAUAUUCGCGUUAGUGGAAAAUUACAUAUUUCAUUAACCAGAGUUUAUGAUGGAAAAAAUGUUAUAGUUUCUCAGUAUAAUUCUAGAGAAGAUCUACUCCAGGCAUUACUUGCUAGUUCUUUUAUUCCAUUUUUUUGUGGUCUCUUACCUCCAAGGUUUCAUGGUAUAAGAUAUAUGGAUGGAGGAUUUAGUGAUAAUUUACCGACACUUGAUGAAAAUACAAUAACUGUUAGUCCAUUUUGUGGAGAAAGUGACAUAUGUCCGAGAGAUAUUUCUUCUCAAUUAUUUCACGUUAAUUUUGCUAAUACAAGUAUUGAACUGUCGAGACAAAAUAUGUAUAGAUUUGCUAGAAUUUUAUUUCCCCCAAAUCCAGAAGUUUUAUCAAAUAUGUGUAAGCAAGGAUUUGACGAUGCUUUAAGAUUUUUAAAUCGAAACAAUUUAAUUAAUUGUACACGAUGUUUAGCAGUACAAUCAACUUUUGUAGUUUCUGAAACACUAGAGGAUAGCAGUACAGAAUAUGACCCUGAAUGCUUAGAAUGUAAAAUGCAUAGGCAGGAAGCGUUAGUUGCAAAUCUUCCAGAAACGGUGAUGAUGAUUUUUCAAGAUGCUAUCGACUCGGCGAAUAAAGGACUCAUAAAUUGGCUUUUUAAACAUAGAAGUAUCAAGCUGUUAUCAUUAUUAAGUCUGCCAUACACAUUGCCAGUUGAUGUAGUAUAUGCUACAUUUACAAAAUUUAUACUGAACGCUCCCAGAAUCCAGAAAGGUCUUAUGGAAAUGAGCAGAUAUUUCUUAGAACAAUUAAGUCUUGUUUUUCCUCAAAUCAAUGUUUACUAUCAACCCAUCCCACAGACAAUUAAAUGCCAUGUAAACUUUAUGGAAUAUGGAUCAAAUAUCUACGAUGUUGAAUCAAUAGAUGACUCUAUAUUUAAUCAGCAAAAAACUAAUUUAAAUUUAACUCUAAAGUAUAAUGAUGCAAAGCCCUGGACAAAUUGUAAACAAUCUACCAAUUGUGUUAUAAAUAUGUCAGACUUGACAAUGUCUACAAUAAAUAAUGAUACUUUGGAAAAUAUUCUACAAGUUACAGGGGAACAGGAAACAUUAAUGGCAUAUUAUUAUAUGGAUAAUAGUAGUGAAGUUCACAUAACAGAACUUUUUGAUGUGAAUAAUGAAAAAUUAGAACUCAAAGAUGAUUGUAUUAGGCUCCAUCAACCUCAAGAAGAGUCUUUACAAACAUUCAAAACCGGUGAUUGGAAUGAAAAUCAUUGGGUGGUUCAGCGUAAUGAAAAGAAUCACAAUCGUCGAAAUUCAAAUCAACCUUCUUUUUCCAAUAAUUUGAGCAAAAAUGAUCGACAAGAUAAUCAUAAUAAUCACCCAGAAUCCGAAAGCAACUGGAAUACCACUGUAUAUCUAAAUCCAUAAAAAAUUAUUAUUAAGCUUCGAAGGAUAAUCAAACAAAAGCGAAUGAUAAUAAAAAUGUCUAAAACAGCGAAACAAAAGAAUAAUUGUUUUAAUUAGGUUUAAAUUAGUCUAGAAGAAUAUGUUUCAAUAAAACUGACAACUAA
Ceratosolen solmsi marchali is the source of this 2179-nucleotide messenger RNA. RefSeq names its product brummer (gene bmm). The record is from RefSeq and is a predicted model, not a curated record. Gene Ontology annotation, biological process: lipid homeostasis; triglyceride catabolic process. The coding region runs from base 327 to 2036 and encodes 569 amino acids. Gene Ontology annotation, molecular function: triacylglycerol lipase activity. Gene Ontology annotation, cellular component: cytoplasm; lipid droplet; membrane. Lineage: Eukaryota; Metazoa; Arthropoda; Insecta; Hymenoptera; Agaonidae. The transcript is spliced from 12 exons.